This is a messenger RNA of Eruca vesicaria subsp. sativa (arugula), 339 nucleotides long. NCBI's taxonomy places the organism in Eukaryota, Viridiplantae, Streptophyta, Magnoliopsida, Brassicales, Brassicaceae. The record is from the annotation of a GenBank genome assembly.
AUGGAAUCAAGAAUGGAAGGAGAUGCGUUUUCUGGAUUUGGAGAGAGGUACCAGAUGGAUGGCAAAGUGUUGCAGAGUUUCCAAAAGAGCUUUGUUCAGGUUCAAGACAUUUUGGAUCAGAACAGGCUUCUGAUCAACGAGAUCAAUCAAAACCAUGAGUCAAAACAAGCAGAUCACUUGGGAAGAAACGUUGGUUUGAUAAGAGAGCUCAAUAACAAUAUCAGAACUGUGGCAAGUCUUUAUGGUGAUCUCUCUCAUUCUUUUGCCAAAUCCAUUGAUGCUUCAUCAGAAGGAGAAUCCACUGGGGCCAUCAACCAAAAGAGAUUUAGAUCCGGUUGA